AAUAGCCGAUGUGCGGCAGUCAGUGCGGCGAUGUCGACAGCGAACGACGGUUCGGCGGUACGGUUCGGCCGAUGGUGGUGGUGCUGGCGAAGAAGAAGGCGGAGUACUACGACCCGCGGCCCUACGAUGCCGACGACGAUGUACCAUCCGAGGACGAUCAUCCUUCUGAGCGUACUGGCGUUGAUCUCGGUCCUCCUGGGUCACGUUGACGCCGCCGCAAGGACGAAAGCUGAGGAGUCGGCCUCGUCCCGCGGCUCGGCCGGCAGGCAGAAGGAGGCCGAGCCGGUGAUCGAGGAAGUCACUGCCAAACAACUCGAACGGCUCCUCAACGAGAAGGACUUUGUUGCCGUGUAUUGGUAUGCCCGAAGUUGCACCACAUGCGACAAAGUCCUGGCCGAAUUGGAAAAAAUCGACGACGAUACAGACCAUUUUGGAGUUGACUUUGUCAAGAUCAACGAUAAGCGAUUGGCGAAGCAAUAUGGUAUCAAAAACUUCCCGGCUCUUACGUAUUUCCGCGAAAAAGAACCAAUCAUAUACGAAGGUGACCUGAUGGACGAGGAGAAUGUAUUGGAUUUUCUCACGAGUUUAGAAGCAAUGGAUCGACCAGAUCGUAUUGAAGAAGUUAAUGCAAAAAUUCUGUCAAAGAUCAUCGAGGAAACCGAUUUCGUGGCGGUUCUUUUCUGUCCAGACUCGGAGCGGUGUGCGGGCACCGGUUCUAACAAGCCAGACUGCAAGAAGUGUAUCAAGGCUCUGCAAGAACUGGAGAACAUCGACGACGAAGCCGAUCAAUUAGGUAUCGGCUUCGUAAAGAUCGCGGACGAACAACUAGCGGACGAGUAUAAUCUAGGUCCUCUCCCAGUUCUUGUGUAUUAUAGGCACCAAAUUCCGGUCAUUUACGAACAUGAACUGAGUAAAGAAGAAGACGUGCUGGAAUGGUUGGUGGCAAACAAGAGCACGGGAGAUGAAGAAGACGUUAUCGAAGAUGUCACCGCCAAGACGUUGAACACGCUAAUUGGAAAUAUUGACAAUUUAGUCGUUCUGUUCUACGACCACGGUGACGAGGAUUCUAUGCAGGUCCUAAACGAGCUAGAAAAGAUCGACGAUGACUGCGACAAACACGGUAUUCAGUUCGUGAAGAUCGACGAUGAGAAGGCGGCGAAAGAAUUUGGAAUCGACGAUUUACCCGCGAUCGUCUAUUUCGAAAAGCAGAUCCCGAAUGUUUACGACGGAGAUGUAGAAAAUGAGGACGAAAUUCUGGAGUGGCUAUUGUCGCAACUCGAGAAAGACGAGAUCGAAGACGUUACCGAUGAGAUGCUGGAUCGUCUUGUCAAAGAUGGAAAGACCUUGGCUGUAUUAUUCUACGACAAUAACGAUCGAAAGUCUCAGAGAGUUCUCAAUGAAUUGGAGAACAUCGACGAUGAAUGUGAUCAGCUCGGCGUAACGUUCGUGAAGAUUGAUAACGCGGAGGAGGCUAAGGAGUACGGCAUUCAAAAAGUACCUUCGAUGCUCUACUUCGAAAAGGGCAUUCCGACGUUAUACGAGGGCAACCUCGAGGACGAGGAGAAGGUGCUCAAAUGGUUGGAGCAGCAGCAAAAGGCUGACCAGAUUGAAGACGUCACCGACGAGAUGCUCGACAUGGUUAUAGAGAAGAUGCCACACGUAGCCGUUCUCUUUUAUGACAAAGAUCAGAAAAAGAGUCAGAAGGUGCUGAGCGAACUGGAGAACAUCGACGACGACUGUGACCAGCACAACAUAGCCUUCGUAAAGAUCAGCGACCUGGAGGAAGCAAAAGAAUAUGGCAUAGAUUCACUUCCCACUUUGGUGCUUUUUGAACGAAGGAUACCACAUAUUUACGAUGGCGAUCUCAUGAACGAGGAUCAGCUACUGGGCUGGCUGCUACAUCAGAAAAAACACUCCGAGAUCCCGGAAGUAACGGACGAAAUGGUCGAAAAGCUCAUAGAGACCUCGCCGUACAUAGCAGUCCUGUUUUACGACAAGGACGACAAACAGGACAUGCGAAUCCUGAACGAGUUGGAGAACAUAGACGACGAGCUGGAGAAGGAAGGGAUCGUCAUCGUCCGCAUAGACAACGACGCCGAGGCCAAGGAGUACGGCAUCGAUCAUCUCCCGACCCUGGUGUACUUCGAGGAUAAAAUCCCGGCGAUAUAUGAGGGCGAUCUGCUGAACGAGGACGAGGUCCUCGAAUGGUUGAUAGAACAGAAGAACAGCGCUACCAUUGAGGAGGUCACGGACGAGAUACUGACGGAUCUCAUAGAGGAGCACGAAUACGUUGUGGUAUAUUUCAGUGGAAGCUGCGACGAAGGAGAAGAAUGCGACAAUAUCCUCGACGAUUUGGAGAAUAUUGAUGACGAGCUGGAUGAAACAGGCAUUAUAUUCGUUACUACUGAAGACACCACCACAGCGAAGAAGUAUGGUAUCAAACGUUUCCCGACUCUCGCGUUCUUCCGAAACAAGGAUCCGCUGAUUUAUACUGGCGAUCUCGACGACGAAGACGAGGUGCUGUCUUGGAUCACAGACGAGGACACUUUGGAGAUACCGGGAAAAAUCGAAGAGGUCAAUGCUAAAAUGCUGGAGAAUAUUCUCGACGAAAACGAUUACGUCGUAGUCUUUUUCUACAAAGAAGGAGACAAGAAGAGCCAGAAGAUCCUCCAGGAGCUCGAGAACAUUGAUGACGAGUGCGAGGAGAAGGAGAUCGACUUUGUAAAGAUCUCCGACGAGGGAAUCGAGAAGGAAUACGAUCUUCCGGGACUACCGGCGCUGGCAUUCUAUAGACACAAGUUCCGGCAGAUCUAUUCGGGCGACAUGAUGCACGAGGAAGAGAUAUUAGAAUGGGUCCUUGAGCUUCGUACAACAACGCCGGAUGUUAUCGAGAGCGUCGAUAGAAAAACAUUACAAGUACUCAUCAACGAUGUCGAGCAUCUCGCCGUAUUCUUUUACGACGACAAGAGUGAAUCCUGCGCGGAGAUUCUCGAGGAGUUAGAAACGAUUGACGAUGAUACUGACAAACAUGGUAUUCAAUUCGUCAAAUCGAACGACGCUAAACUGGCGGCGGAAAUCGGCGUUUUUUCCUUCCCGGCUCUCGUUUACUACGAGACCGGAGUCCCUAUCAUGUACGACGGUAAUCUUCUCGACGAGACCGAAGUACUCGAAUGGAUGGUGAAACAGAAAACUGAUGAGAGCAUUGAAGAAAUCGACCGUGAGACUCUCUUCAAAUACAUCGAAACAAAAGAAUUUCUCGCUGUCAUAUUUUACAAAGAGGAAGAUCCAGAGAGUCCCAGGGUGCUUAGGCAUAUCGAAUUGAUUGACGAUGAGGCAGCGGAAUACGGAAUAAAGAUUGUCAGGAUGAAGGAUCGGCUAAUGGCGAAGAAAUACGGUUUUCGAAAUCCACCCGGCAUCACUUACUUCCGCAAGGGUAAGAACAUCAAUUAUGAUGGUGACAUCGACGACGAGGAAGAGAUCCUCGACUGGUUGACCAACCCAGAAAAUAUGGAACUCACCGAUCACAUAGAACGUAUCAACAAAAAGAUGUUUCAGAAAGUCCGACAAACGACAGAUUAUUUAGCUGUAUUUUUUUACAGCAACGACUGCAAACAGUGCGGCCGAGUAUUGGCGGAAAUCGAACAUAUCGACGACGAAGCCGACAGCGCCGGUAUUAAAUUUGUCAAAAUCGAUGACAAACAAUUAGCUAAGCAAUAUGGUGUUUUCGCGUUACCCGCCAUACUAUUCUUCAAGAUGGGAUCGAAGGAACCAGUUAUAUAUGCAGGGGAUCUGUACGACGAGGAGCAGAUUUUGCAAUGGUUGAUGACGCAAAAGGACCCAUCGGGUGAGGCGAUCGAAGCUAUGGAAGGCGAGGCCCUAUUAAAUUUGAUACGAGAAUCGGAAUCUUUAGCCGUAUACUUCUGGAACAGAACGCUUUGCGACGUGUGCCAAUCAAAAACGUACCGCAAGCAGAUGCGCCAGAGGGAGCACAGGACCGUGGAACAUGCAGAGGCAGUCGAACACCACGAUGAUCCUGACGAUUGCGCGCAAUGUGUGGCGAUACUCGAGGAAUUGGAGAACAUUGAUGACGAUUGUGAUAGACACGGCAUCAAAUUUGUAAAAACACAAGAUUUCAAAGUUGCUGAGGACUAUGGAGUGACUGAUUUACCAGUAUUAGUCUACUUCGAGAAUCAAGUACCGAACGUGUUCGAAGGCGAUCUUUCUGUGGAAGAAGAAGUGUUACAAUGGCUGAUUACUCAAAGAACGGAAGAUCGGAUUGAACUGGUCACACGAAUGAUGCUAGAAACGUCUGUCGAGGAGACUCAAUACUUAGCGGUUUAUUUCACCAAGCAAAAUUGUCAUAUAUGCGACGAGAUUCUGGAAGGCUUGGAAAAAAUCGAUGACGAAUGUGACGUAUUUGGGAUUCAUAUGGUGAAAAUUCAAGAUCCGCAGCUGGCAAAACGAUAUUCGAUCAAGACGUUCCCGGCUCUAGUUUAUUUCCGAAACGGCAAUCCUCUUCUCUUUGAAGGGGAUCUUCAAAACGAAGAAUCCGUCCUCGAGUGGCUAAUUGACGAUGAGAAUCGAGAACUGGCCGAUGAGAUAGAGUCCGUCAACGAUAGAAUGCUAGAGAGACUUCUCGACGAAUCUCCUUUCCUAGCCGUCUUCUUUUAUGACGAAGAUUGUCCGGAAUGUGAUGAAAUUAUGGAAGCACUAGAGAAAAUUGAUGGCGAAGCCGAUCUUUUCGGUAUCGACUUCGUUAAGAUCUCCAGUUCAGAGGCUGCUGAAAAAUAUGGCAUUCUCAAUGUUCCGUCUCUCGUGUACUUCCGAAAGAAAAUGCCGCUCGUAUACGACGGUGAUCUCAUGCAGGAAGAUAAAAUCCUACAAUGGCUCACUUCUCAAGAUGUGUUUGAGAUUAAGAAUGAAAUAGAGGAAGUUAACAGGAAGAUGCUAGACAAAUUGUUGGACGAGAACGAGUUUCUCGCAGUUUUCUUCUAUGAACAUGACAGUCACGAAUGCGAGGAGGUGAACGAAAAACUAGAAGAAAUCGACGACGAAACUGACAAUCUGGAUAUUACAUUUGUCAAAAUGGCAGAUCCCAGAUACGCUAGAAAAUGGGGAGUUACCAAGCUUCCCGCAAUUGUUUAUUUUCGUAAACGUUUCCCUAGUAUCUAUAGAGGUGAUAUGCACAAAGAGAUGGACGUUCUCGAGUGGUUACGCAAAAACAGAUAUCGGCAGCCGGAACUCAACAUCUAUAUGUACAUGCUGAUUGCUAUUACCAUCCUCUUCCUCAUGUACACCGGUUUCCUUCUGUCGUGUUUCCGCUCGGAGCCGACCGCGCCGGUCGCGCAUCCCAAGCAGGCGUGAACGCACGAAUAGUAUAUGAAAGUGACAAAUAAAGUAAAAGACAGGACUCGUGAACUCUCGCGCCUGUGUGUUGCCCGGCACUCUCUCAAUAUUCUCUCUGAUUCCCGUACACGAUUAUAUGUGGAUAGGUUCGUCCGGAACGAACGAUUUAACAGCGCUUUACGCGACAAGUAACGAUGACCGAAAAGCGAUGAACGGAAGCGAACGGCCUGCCCGUGAGCGCGUCCGGACCGCUGUCAAACGUUAAAUAAUAUUGCGUGAAAGAGAGGGAGAGAAUGUGUCUAUUGACUGAACUUCGUCAUGGUACUUCGAGUCGAAAAGUACUCGCGCGUAGGUAGCGCGAGCUACAAGUUUUAUCUCUCGGAUAUUGUAAUAUGCCAGUUCAUCAGUCGAGCUAAAAGAUAUGUAAUUUUAGCAAACUGACAUCGAUACUAUUACAUUCUUCGUCCCACAGAAAAAGAUACAAGCGAUUAAUGUUUAUAUUAUAAAGAUAUAUAAUAUGUAAUCAUAUAUAAUAUAUAUGUAUAUAUAUAUACAUGUGUAUAUAUAGACUUCCUUAAUGUAUCAUAUACAUGUGUCAUAUAUAAUAUAUUAAGGAAGUCUACUGUAAUAUAGGAUAUUUGUUCAACACUUGGCCCACCUAGUAUCGCUAAUCCUAAAGAGUUGGUAUAUUUGGUUGGAAGAUUUUCAUAAC
Molecule: messenger RNA, 6058 nt
Organism: Temnothorax curvispinosus
Lineage: Eukaryota; Metazoa; Arthropoda; Insecta; Hymenoptera; Formicidae
Gene: hlk
Exons: 28
Coding region: 31-5364 (1777 amino acids)
Source: RefSeq, a predicted model, not a curated record